GAGUUUUGAAGAAAUCUGACGGGUGGGUUGGUUUGGGUUGCUGUGAGCUGGCUAUCGCUGUGGAAUGUCGGCAAGCGUGUAAACAGGCUUCUGCGAAGAAUGAUGUUUUAAAGAUCUGCAGGAAGGAAUACGAGAAUGCUCUCUUUAGUUGUAUUAACAGAAAUGAAAUGGGGUCAGUCUGUUGCAGUUAUGCAGGUCAUCAUACCAACUGUCGGGAAUAUUGUCAAGCCAUUUUUCGGACAGACUCUUCUCCUGGUCCUUCACAAAUUAAAGCAGUUGAAAAUUACUGUGCAUCUAUUAGCCCUCAGCUUGUACACUGUGUGAACAACUAUACGCAGUCAUACCCAAUGAGAAAUCCUACAGACAGUUUGUAUUGCUGUGAUAGAGCAGAAGACUAUGCAUGUCAGACUGCUUGUAAAAGGAUUCUAAUGUCAAUGAAAACAGAGCUUGAAAUUGUUGAUGGGCUUAUAGAAGGCUGUAAAACAAUGCCUCUCCCUCAGGACCCGCUUUGGCAGUGCUUUCUGGAGAGUUCCAGAUCUGUUCAUCCCGGAGUCACAGUGCACCCUCCACCUUCGACAGGACUCGAUGGAGCAAAGCUCCAUUGCUGUUCUAAAGCAAAUUCUUCCACCU
This is a messenger RNA of Antrostomus carolinensis (chuck-will's-widow), 630 nucleotides long. RefSeq names its product reversion-inducing cysteine-rich protein with Kazal motifs-like. NCBI's taxonomy places the organism in Eukaryota, Metazoa, Chordata, Aves, Caprimulgiformes, Caprimulgidae. Gene Ontology annotation, molecular function: metalloendopeptidase inhibitor activity. The annotation marks the transcript as partial. Gene Ontology annotation, biological process: extracellular matrix organization; sprouting angiogenesis; blood vessel maturation. The record is from RefSeq and is a predicted model, not a curated record. The transcript is spliced from 5 exons. Gene Ontology annotation, cellular component: plasma membrane.